Messenger RNA from Dendrobium catenatum, 1672 nucleotides. RefSeq names its product transcription factor MYB93. Lineage: Eukaryota; Viridiplantae; Streptophyta; Magnoliopsida; Asparagales; Orchidaceae. The transcript is spliced from 3 exons. The record is from RefSeq and is a predicted model, not a curated record. Bases 577 to 1440 code for a protein of 287 amino acids.
UUUAAUUAUUAUUAAUUUGUUAAGAAAAAAUUUAAUAUUUAAUAAUAUUUUCAGUAGAAAUCGGAAAACUUUUUUAUAUAUGUCGACCUCACUGAUUAUCUUAUUAUAUGUCUAUAUUUCAUGCAAGCGUACGUAGUUAUCAAUUUUUUAUUAUGCCAUCGAUCUCAUAAUUGCGUGCAUAUAGAAACAAAGAAAAAUCUUCGCCUAUAAGCUUGUUCUCUGUAUCUGCAACUGAAUUUAUUGUUUCCAAUUUGCUAUUAAAUCCAUUAAAUAAUUCUCAAAGGAGGAUUUUUCCAUAUUUUUUUGCUGAAAAGAAUGCUCGAGCCUUCUCGAUCUUUUUAACCUUGAUUAACUACUCUAUAACAAUAUCCGGGGCAGUUUAGGCAUUUCAAGUGAGUGUAAGGGCUGGCCUUCCUUUCUUUCCAAAAUAAUAUGUUAGUCCCAGCUGCCUUGAGAUGUGUAUAAAUAUGCAAGGCUAAAUUAAGCAUAGAACCAUAUAAACAAGGGAAAUGGCCAAGUAGCCAUUUUUUCCUCUCCAACUCCAUUACUCUCUCUAUCCUUCUCUACUCUCUUCUCAUGGGAAGAUCUCCUUGUUGUGAUGAGAAUGGCCUCAAGAAAGGCCCUUGGACUCCUGAAGAAGAUCAGAAGUUGGUUCAUUACAUCCAGAAGCAUGGCCAUGGCAGUUGGAGAGCUCUUCCUAAGCUUGCUGGAUUGAAUAGAUGUGGGAAGAGCUGCAGAUUAAGAUGGACCAACUACUUGAGGCCAGAUAUCAAGAGGGGCAAAUUUUCACCUGAAGAGGAACAAACCAUCCUCAACCUCCACUCUAUUCUUGGCAACAAGUGGUCAGCUAUAGCAACUCAUCUUUCUGGCCGGACUGAUAAUGAGAUCAAGAAUUAUUGGAACACACACUUGAAGAAGAAACUAAUUCAGAUGGGAUUUGAUCCAAUGACACACCAACCUCGAACUGACUUCACCGCCGCCCUCCCUCACCUCCUUGCCCUUGCUAACCUUGUCGACCACCGCCCCCCCACUUGGCUUGACAGCCUCAAAGCAGAGGCUGCCAAGCUACAAUUCCUUCAAUACUUCCUCCAAUCUGCUCCCUCCAACACAGGAUUUGAAUCCAUAGACAGCUUCUUGAACCCUCAGCCACUCUCUUCUUAUCCCAUUGAGCAAAACAUAGGGAAUCAACCACCAUUGCUGGAAUUACCAAUGAGCUAUGACUACCAGUCUCUCUUGAGCAAUGAAAACUUAAACUAUGAUGAAAGCAAGCUCCCAUUAAUGGAGUCUCCUAUAUCAACUUUGCCUCCACUGAUUGAUAUGUCAAACCCAGGCGAUGCCUGUAGCACUUCCAGCUGUGAGGGUAGAGGGAAUAGUACUUCGGCCACUUCCUUCUGGCCGGAGUUCUUGCUCGAUGAUUCCUUUAUGAAUGAGUUGCCUUGAUAUUUUCCAUCUAUAUUUCCUCUUUCAGUGUAAUUAGUUUCCUUAAAUUUCUUCAACGGUUUGAGAAGCUGUUAUACAAGUAUCAAUCUUAAUGUGAUAUUGGUUAGAUUGCUGUGCCAAAGCUUUGCUCCACAGUACCAAAUAGAUCCAGAUGUUCAGAUAUAUAUAUACACACACAGUUUGUAUCAAUGAUUGAUCUUAUUCCUGUUUUGAAAGAAAUUUGUUUCAUAUA